Biomphalaria glabrata is the source of this 1492-nucleotide messenger RNA. RefSeq lists its product as uncharacterized. The transcript is spliced from 6 exons. The record is from RefSeq and is a predicted model, not a curated record. Lineage: Eukaryota; Metazoa; Mollusca; Gastropoda; Planorbidae. Bases 564 to 1151 code for a protein of 195 amino acids.
UUUUACUCAUUUUGUUGGAUUUAUGUAGCAUUCAGUACAAGCAGCAUUUCUGGGAUUUAAAAUGCGAGAUAAAUUGGAUUAGCAGUUAAUGUUUUGUGAUGAGAUUAUUACAUUUAUCGGCUGACAGAUUUUCCUUGUGGCCUACACGUUUUUCAUGGUAUUGACUUAGGAAGCGGUUAGGAAGCAGGAGCCCCGUACCAAGACAUAGAAUACUAGAUUAUGUUCUCUAUAAACGAAGCUACCUUUAGCACCCUUGCAGUUUGAAUGUUCUGGGUCCGCACACAGAUGACAUUCUUAGUUUUAUCUUCUACAUUUGAGACAAAUAACAUUUAUUGGGAACAGAAACUUGAACCAAUUACAGCACAUUGCAGCCACGCUGAAGUCAAACUGAAGUCCUAGCUGGAUAAUUAAGUGACACUUGAUCUGUAUCCUCACCCUGCUGUCUGCAAUAACCAUCCAAGCAGCACAAUUUAACCACAGAACAAAGCAUUAUACAGUAUAAGACGUAGACUUAACAAGUAGAUCUACUCCCAGAGAUUACUUCCGGAAGGUUGCAAGUUACAAUGUCCUCGCUAAAUGUAUGUCUGUUCAUCGUUAUGACGUCAUCACUAUGUGAGCUCUGUUCCUCGGCGGACAAGGGGACGAAAUCUCCCGUCACUCCUAAAUUGUUCAAACUAAUGGGUAGCCUUCACGCACAAGCCAGCGCCGUAUCCAGAUCGAGACGAUCUUAUUUAGAUAACAAGAUCGAUACUUUCCCUCAACACCCCGACUACCACGCGUACCACAGCGACGACUACUACAGGACUCACCUUCGCCCCGACGAGCUCGAUUCCGAGCGUGAUUACGAGAGCGCCAUGGCCGGAAGAAGCUACCCAAGGAUGGUUCCAAAAGACGAAACGUUCGCACCUAUCCAGAUGAAAGCUUUCCAGGGAUUAGAUCUAGAUGACGCUCCUGAGCUCGAUGACGUCGACCUAGAGAACAUAGAUGAUAUUUUUGGCGCUGCCCUUCCAAAGAAAUUUAACAUCCACGCCCCUGUCCGGCCGGAAGCGAAAGCGAAGGCAGAUAACAUCUUACAAGAGUUUAUGGAGUAUAUGAAUUUAAAAGAGAGUGGUGCAUUAGACUUAUGCCUCUCCCCUGCCAGACGGAAGUGAGUCUUUCGUGAGAACUAAAUACCUCGCAUCUCUCUGAGCCAACUCCAGCCAUCUGGACGUCAAGUUAUCACUAAGAGUAAUUAGCAUCGACUGGUUAGUCUAAUUAACGCCAGAGAACCGCGUACAUUCAUUUCAUUCGUUUUGCUGUCAUUAAAUGACAUUAAAAUUAAACAAUUAUAGGUCGGAGAUGAAAAUUAACAUUCCUUUUUUAGGAAAGUUAAAAUAAUUAUAUUUUAUGGGGUGUUUAGGGAUUAUAUUCCCCUGGUAAAUGUAAUAGCUAUUUAUAUCUUGAAAAGAUGAUUCUAUAAUAAAGAAGUAAUUAUUAAAUUGUUCCAAGUCAA